UGAAGAAUUAUCAAUAAAUCCAAUAAAUAAAUUCGAGCAAUCUGGUACCGGUACCGUACCGUUUAGCUGGUACCGUUAGUACCGGUACUGGUACCGGUACCUGCCCACCCCUAGUCAUAGGAGUGAGGAUUAGUGAACAGUGAACAGUGAGGCUCGCCGUGUCUUCAUGGCGUCUCAGGAUGGCCGCCGUGAAGACGAGGAGGCGGGCAAGGCCGAGGCUGGUGCGGGAGAGUUUACACCGAGCGAGAUGGACUUCAUCGCUGCCAUGCUGGCCAGUAUGAGGGAGGAAUUGGAUAAAAGGGCAGACGAGAGGGCCAGAAGGCUAGACGAGAUAGCACGCGAGCAGGCUCAGAGAACAGAAGAGAGGGCAUGCGAGCAAGCUCGGAGGGCAGAAGAGCAGGCCCGCCAUCUUGCCGAGAUUAUCCUGUGCAGUUUCUCGUCUCUGAAAGUGGAAACGCAGCCAUGCACGGACCGGGCCUGCGACAGCGUGAGGAGUGAACGGCUGGAGGAGGUGCAGCAGACCUUGGAAGGCGAGGUUCAGGGCCUGAGGGAGGAAGUUGUGGCGGAGAGGCAGCAGCGAGAGGUGGCAGGCCGUACAUGGAGGAACGGGGCUCAGUUCUGGCGGGGAGCGCCAGGGCGGCGGUCCAGCUGGAGCCUGGUAGCGUCGUGGUGGAGCCAGUUACUGCCGCAGGAGGUUGGGGAGCCAACAGAGCCGCUCCCUCGGGUCCAGCCGGCGCCGAAGUCGGACCCAUUCACCCCGCCUGGUGGCCUCCAUCAACCCCUCCCUCCCCUCCAUCUCACGUGGUCCGCCCUCUUCCCGCUGCGGCCCCUCAGCCUCCCGACGCUCAGGGAGGCUUGA
Eriocheir sinensis (Chinese mitten crab) is the source of this 859-nucleotide messenger RNA. RefSeq lists its product as uncharacterized. NCBI's taxonomy places the organism in Eukaryota, Metazoa, Arthropoda, Malacostraca, Decapoda, Varunidae. Bases 167 to 859 code for a protein of 230 amino acids. The transcript is spliced from 2 exons. The record is from RefSeq and is a predicted model, not a curated record.